Molecule: messenger RNA, 5101 nt
Organism: Teleopsis dalmanni
Lineage: Eukaryota; Metazoa; Arthropoda; Insecta; Diptera; Diopsidae
Product: zinc finger protein hangover
Exons: 8
Coding region: 304-5037 (1577 amino acids)
Biological process (GO): regulation of transcription by RNA polymerase II
Cellular component (GO): nucleus; chromosome
Molecular function (GO): chromatin insulator sequence binding; zinc ion binding
Source: RefSeq, a predicted model, not a curated record
AAUCACAUAAAUUUUAUGCAAUCCAGUCUGAGCGUUCGUUGUGUGCGGUUGUGGACGUCGUUCGUUUAAUCGGGAAGUGAUGAAAAAAUAUAUAAAACUGGGUGAAGAGUAGAAAAAGCAAAAUUGCAAUAAAAAUAUUUGAAAAGUGAAAACAAUACAACCGCGAGUAACAAAAACGUAAAUAAUAAAUUUAAGAAACAAUUUUAUUUAACAUUUUCUGCAAAUAGAAAAAUAGAAAUUAUUAAAUUUUACACAACGGCAUUGGAGAAAUUCCCAAAGUGGUCUUGAGUGGCAAUUUGCAAAAUGUCGGAUGAAACGCUGUCACGAGUGCGACAAAAUUGCUGUCGUCUGUGUCUGGCUCCGGAUACGGAAUGUAUAUCAAUAUUGAACAGCUAUGCUGCAGAUAAAGAACCACUAGUCACAAAAAUACAAAAUUGUGUUGGCAUUAAGAUAACAUCUUAUGAUCGCCUCUCGCUGCGUAUAUGUCACGCCUGCAUUAGCUAUUUGAACUCUUGGCAGAGUUUUAAAAAUCGUUGCCUUACAUCUCAGAAAAAACAACGCAGUUGGGUAGAUAAUAACUUAAGCAUAACAACAACACCAGCUGAUAAUACGCAAGAUGAAUAUCAAGAACAAAGUAGCUUGGCAUCAUCAAUAUUGGAUGGAAUUACCACGUUAAAGAAGCGAAAAUCUUUAACAGUUUAUCCUUUACCUGCAGUACAAAUUAAGGAAGAACCAACGGAUAAUGAUGACGACUAUAGUAUGAAGCAUCAUGAUGAAUCUGAUGAUAUUGUUGACCCAACAAUGUUUUUGGAACGCACACAAGAAGAGGAGGAGGAGCCAAUAAUGGAACCUCCACAUUAUAGUUUUUCAAGUGAUCAACCUUCUGUUAUAAGUGAUGUCAAAGAAGCAUCCUGCCGUGCGUGCAACUUAAAAUUUUCUACGCGUGCAAAUGCACGUCGUCAUGAACGUAACUUGCAUCCCAACCUUUUUGAAUUUGGUCCGGCUUCUGCUAAUAGUACACCAAUUACUAGACCUACAGCAGCUCUUGCCGCUGCAUUAGAGUUGCGUCGUACUAAUCAAAAUUCUAACGCUGCCGACACAUCUUCGUUACUGUCACAACAAAAAUAUCGUCAAUUAGUUGUGAAUGCUUUCAAUCAAGGCGAGGCGGGUGGUUAUGAUUAUGACAGUCCAGAAAAGUAUCAGCAAUUACUAACUGACGAGAAAAUAGUGUUUCUACAACAGAAUGAGGACUUUUUGUCACAAUAUCAAAAUAUGACUUGUCGUUGCUGCAACAGAAGUUAUACUACUUACAAGAAUUUUAUGGCUCAUAUGCGUAAAAAGUAUGCGACGCUGCCACGGAACUUAUGUUUCAAUUGCUUGAAAUUGAAUGAUUCGAAGGCGCAUUUCAUAUCACAUUUGAAGCGUCGCAAUUGCAUUAAUUUGUAUAGAAUUUUGCAUUCCCUUAUGUUGAAGGAUCAAACGUUUGCUGCUGCCGUUAAAGCGACAAGUGCCGCUGUACCUGAAAAAUUGCGAGCUAAGGAGCUGCUCGUCAAUAAAAUGUACGAAUGUAAAUUGUGUUCAAAGAGUUUUCGUCUUAAAUUGGAGUUUCGUACACAUGUUUAUGAUGAUCAUGCUGAUGCACAAAAGAGGGAUACUGGUUCCAAGCAGUGCAGUUUCUGUUCAGUCGAACUGGAAGAUCCGGCUGAGCGUAAGCGGCACAAUAACAAUAUGGAUUGUAUCGCUUCACUUCGUUGCGUCACUUGUGAUGCCAAAUUCGACAAGCAUCAACAGUUUUUGGAUCAUGUCUAUGAGAAGCAUUUAGCUGGCUUUGGUGAGCAAAAUAAUGCUCAACCACAAGUAAUAAGUGGAUUAGAAAAUGUACCGGCUAAAAAGUCAAUAACGGGCUCUAUAACAGAAGAUUCUCGUGGUGGAAAUCAACCGAAGACUCAAUAUUUCUCACGUAUGCCGCAGGCUUGUCCAAUAUGCGGCCAGCAGUACAAUAAUUACAAUAAUGUUUUGCGACACAUGGAAUCCAAGCACCCAGAUCAAUUACCUCAAACUUAUAAAUGCGUUAAGUGCGGAACUGGAUUUCCACGACUGUCUAAUUUGCGUGAACAUAUGAUUAACGCACACGCUGCUGAGUCCAUUAAGCACACUGGUUUUGAGUACAUAGUCAAUGCCGAUGCUGUAAAAAUUUCAGGAGGUAACAACAAUUCAAAUGUGUAUACUGGACGCUAUGAUUAUGUUAUGAAGGAUUUGAUGUCAAUAACAAAUGGUGGUACAACUGAAGACGGUGAAAAUGAGCAAGCCGCAAAGAAAAUUCGUUUAGAUACUUCAGUUAACAUCAAAAAUAAUGGCACUCCUGACAAUAAAGUUUAUAAUAGCUCAAAAGAAUGUCCAAUAUGCAAUGCCGUUUUUAGUAAUAAUAUUGGACUCUCCAACCACAUGCGUUCACACACUGCGGCAGCUCAAAAUGCAGCGGCGGCAGCUAAUUCCGCCAAGAAUGCACAGCGACCUUUAAGCAUAACAGCUGCGCCUAAGACAAAUGCAACUGCUGCUCAAAAUACACAGGGUGUUAGAGAACAGGCCAUAUUUAGACGUAGUCUUGAACAAGCAGCAGAUCGUCGUUUCCGCCGUAUGCGUUGUCGUAUAUGUCAACGUCGCUUUUCGUCAAAGAAAUCUUACCGUUUUCAUAUGCUCAACGAUCAUCAGAUACGCAAUGUACAGUUUAUAAAGUGUAAGAUAUGUGAAGCAGAGUUUGCUUAUGAAAAAGGCCUAAAAGUACAUAUGUUCAAAAUACACCACACUUUGCUACGGAAUGAGAUGAUUGUGAAGCAAUAUGAGUGCGACAUAUGUUCAAUUGUUUAUCCCGCCGAAGAACAGUUGUUGCAACAUAAGCGUACUGUGCACGGUAAUGAGAAUGCGCAAUCAACAGAUUUUGCUGAUGGAGCUGUAGGUGACACAAGCUCGUUAGGUGCAGAUCAUUCAGGUAUAUCAACUCCUGUUAGUGGAGCAAGCAUUGCUGGCGGUGAACGUAACACUACAGAUCAAGCAGCAGCAGCACCGACUGGACCACUUUACUGGUAUCAAUGUAAAUAUUGUCCUUCUAAUUUCAAUACAAAUAAAAAACUAGCUAUUCAUAUCAACUCUCAUGACGAGUUUGAUUCAAAGGACUAUUCAUGUAAGGAUUGUGGAAAUGUUUAUAGUGGCCGUAAAAGUUUAUGGGUUCAUCGUUACAAAAAACAUCCCCAAAUUGCUCAGCCUUCAGAAUGUACUAUGUGCAGGAAGGUCUUCUUCGAUAGUCAAAUGCUCGAAAAUCAUAUACCAACGUGUAAUCGCAUACAAGUCCCUGGCACAGUGGAUAGUUUGAAUACACCAGUUUAUAGACAUAAGACUGGUGACGAUGAAGAUAUUUCACGGGAAGGCGCUGACCUAUCUACUACUAUUGGAACAGGUAAUGAUGAAGUUUCAACAAUGACAACAGGAAAAAUUCGUCUACCAGAAGUGGCAUGCACAAUAUGUGGACAACGGUUCACCGACCAGGAACUUUUCACUAAACAUAUUCAAAUGCACGAACAAGAAUUAUAUACAGACAAUCCAUUGGCUGCAAUGUUUGAUACUGGUCCAGCUGAUCCGAAUCAGUUUUAUUUAGAUCGAGUAAACGAUAAUGGCGAAUACGCCUGCGAUUUGUGUCAAAAAACAUUCACACAAAUGACUGCACUUAAAGUGCAUCGAAAAUGGCAUUUCAGAGGUGAUAGCAAACAGAACCAAGUAGAGUCCGAUGCGAAUACAUUGCAGACCCAGACCAACCAUCCACAUCUACUGGGAUUACAAGCAGUGGGACUUAUGCCCAAUCCUCGCCCAUCUUCAAAAUCCCAGAAGCACAAACGCGAACUUAAAUGUGAAUAUUGUUCUUCGACUUUUAUAAGCAAUAACAACCUAAGGCGACAUAUAUAUGAAUUACAUAAGGAUGAAAUAUCCAAUUUACCUCAACCGCCCAAAAUUGAAACUGAUAAGUACUUGCACUGUCGUCGGUGUGAUUUUAAGUUUUCUACCAAAUUUGAUUGGAUUGAACAUAAAUUGAGUGAAGCGCGUGUUAUGAAACCAUACGGACCCUUCCAAUGGGGUUGUGAUUUAUGUGGAGCAUAUGUGUCACGUAAAGAGAAACUCAUCCAUCAUAUAAGCAACCAUCUUAAGGAAAGUGUAAUUGUCCCCAUAGAGCAGCAGAAGCAAGAAAUGAAAAAUCAGAAGAAUCAAAAUGCAGACGAAGAGAAUGCACACCAUAGUGAUAAUGAUAAACAUCUUGAUAAUAGUGAGUAUGGUCAAGAAGAAGAAUCAAUGGAGAAUGAUAUUGAACAAGAUGAGCAAGCGGAAAGCGAUGAUGAUGACAAUGAGACGACUGAGGAAGGUGAUCCUGAUGGUGAUGAAGAUGACAACGGUAGUGUACGUGAAUAUGAUGAAGAAAUGGAUGAAAAUAAUGGAAACAAUGAAAAUAAUAGCGAUGAUGAUGACGAUGACGAAGAUGAUGAUGAGGAUGUCCAGACAGAUCAUGAUUACGUUAUUCAAAAUGAAGAAGUUGAUAAAAAUAAUAGAAACUCUCAACAGUUAGCUCCGAAAUUAAUUAUAAAGACUAAUCGCACUGUAGAUGAUACAACUGAAGCUGAGGAUUCGCCAUCAUAUAUAGAUGAUGAUGACGAUGAAGAUGAAGAUGGUGAUGGGGACGGUGACGGUGAUGGUGAUAGAGAUGGAGAUGGUGAUGGUGAGGGAGAUGGAGAUGUUGAUCAUGAUGGUGAUGGAGACGCUAUGGAUACUGAUUCAGAUGAUAGUAGCUCUUCAAUUGGUGAGACAAAUACAAACAAAAGUAAAUCACAUUCAUGUGAUUUAUGUCAAGUAUAUUUUGAGUCACAACAAGAGCUUCAGAAGCAUGUAAAGACACACUUUCUAAAUGGGCCGAUUACUUUCGGUGCUGUGAAUUCAAGACCGAAAAACGCAAGUCGUAGCAGCACUAGUAGUGACGCUUAUGAAAUGUCAUCAUAAACUUUUUUUUUAAUUUUUAAUAUUUUACUCAUUCUAGUUUAAAUUCAAUCAAUUGAAUUUUAAG